UCCGCCGCGGAGCAGCCGGGUGGGCGGCGGGCCGGCGGGGCGCGGGGGCUGGUCCCGCAGGAGCCAGGUCGAGCCCGUCGCCGCCGGGACGCGCCUGGUCGGCACCUCGGCCUCCGUGGAAGGUGCGGCCGCCCUGCCGCCGCCGAGGCCGCCGCGAUGCCGUUCCUGCACGGCUUCCGGAGGAUCAUCUUCGAGUACCAGCCGCUGGUGGAUGCGAUCCUGGGCUCCCUGGGGAUCCAGGACCCCGAGCGGCAGGAGCCCCUGGACGGGCCCAGUUAUGUUGCCAGCGAGGAGAGCCGAAUCCUUGUUCUCACCGAGCUGCUGGAGAGAAAGGCCCACUCUCCAUUUUACCAGGAAGGUGUGAGCAAUGCCCUGCUGAAGAUGGCCGAACUGGGACUGACCCGGGCAGCCGAUGUUCUCCUGCGCAAUGGGGCCAACCUCAACUUUGAAGACCCUGUCACUUACUACACGGCCCUGCACAUCGCCGUCCUGCGAAACCAGCCGGACAUGGUGGAGCUGCUGGUGCGCCACGGGGCCGACAUUAACCGGAGGGACCGGAUCCAUGAGAGCAGCCCCUUGGACCUGGCCAGUGAGGAGCCCGAGCGCCUGCCCUGCCUGCAGCGCCUCCUGGAUCUUGGAGCAGACGUCAACGCGGCUGACAAGCAUGGAAAGACUGCUCUGCUCCAUGCUUUGGCCAGCAGUGACGGGGUGCAGAUCUAUAAUACUGAGAACAUCCGGCUCUUACUGGAAGGAGGGGCAGAUGUGAAGGCUACCACCAAAGACGGGGACACUGUGUUCACCUGCAUCAUCUUCCUGCUUGGUGAGACGGUGGGAGGGGACAAAGAAGAGGCCCAGAUGAUCAGCCGCUUCUGCUUCCAAGUCACACAGCUGCUCCUGGCCCAUGGGGCUGACCCCAGCGAGUGCCCAGCCCAUGAGUCCCUCACACACAUCUGCCUCAAGAGCUUCAAACUGCAUUUCCCUCUCCUGCGCUUCCUGCUGGAGUCUGGAGCUGCCUAUAACUGUUCCCUCCAUGGUGCAUCCUGCUGGUCUGGCUUCCACAUCAUCUUUGAGAGGCUCUGUUCCCACCCAGGCUGUGCUGAAGAUGAGAGCCACGUGGACCUCCUGCGCAAAGCUGAGACCGUCCUAGAUCUCAUGGUGACGAAUUCCCAGAAACUCCAGCUGCCUGAAAACUUCGAUAUCCAUCCUGUGGGCAGUCUAGCAGAGAAGAUCCAGGCCCUUCACUUCUCCUUGAGGCAGCUGGAGAGCUAUCCUCCAUCCCUCAAGCACCUAUGUCGGGUUUACAUCCGGCUCUAUCUUCAGCCCUGGCCUGUGGAUGCGAAGGUCAAAGCCCUACCUCUGCCUGACAGGCUGAAAUGGUACCUCCUCAGUGAGCAUAGUGGUACCGUUGAAGAGGACAUCUGACCACUCCCGGAUGGAAGGGUGCAGGGUCUGGGCAGCUCAGCCUGCUGGUGGAUUUUGGUACCUGUGGCAGCCUUAGGGGAGAACCUUCUGGCCGUCUUCCGGAAGGUACAGGUUGGGAGAUGAGACUUGAUCCUUACUGUGUACCGAGAACACAGGUGGAGCCCAGCAGCUGCGGUCAUUCCUGUGGGAAAAAAACUCUGUCUUCCAGGGGGACUGCCCCCGCUUCUGUCUGCCAGAACCCCAAGUCUCAACCACAUUGGGAAAAGGGACAGGGUGUAGAUUUGGGACAAGUGUACACCUCGUCUGCAGGGAGCAUCAGGCAGGGUAGCUUUGAGUCUCUGUCCUCCUGAGAGCUGCAGGAGGCUGGUCUGUCUUGCACGGGGCCCAGCUAAAGCCAGAAGGAAGCAUGGUAGGCUUGUGGGGGACAACCCUGCAAGGCCCUUCACUCCCAGCCUCUCCUCAUGCUAGAUUAUGUCACAUACAGAAGUGCUUUUGGUGGGCUAGGGAGAAAGCUGAGCUGACCCCUGCCACCUUUGGCCGUUCUGGGACCAGGUCACCCACGGCCCAGCCACCAAGGCAUGGGACUGGACUCUGGUGGCAGCUGUCUGUGCCAAACCUGGGACCUUGGGAGACCGUGUCUUCUGCUAAAAGCAAUUCUGCAUGACCAGAGACAGUCCUUUCCAAAAUGUCUCAAUUUUGUGAGGGGUCCAUCUGAUGAAGAAAGCUACACUGCUGAAAGCUGACUGUACUGCCCAGGCCGAGCCCUCACAAAGCCGAGUCCCAGGCACACGGGCCCUUAUGAAUUGUGUAAAUGCUGGGGAAGCAAGCUGAGGCAACUAAAGAUACAUUAUAAAGUGAAACAUUU
This is a messenger RNA of Nyctereutes procyonoides (raccoon dog), 2287 nucleotides long. It is a transcript of the gene ASB6, whose product is annotated as ankyrin repeat and SOCS box containing 6. The transcript is spliced from 6 exons. The record is from RefSeq and is a predicted model, not a curated record. Gene Ontology annotation, biological process: intracellular signal transduction; protein ubiquitination. Gene Ontology annotation, molecular function: protein binding. Gene Ontology annotation, cellular component: BRCA1-BARD1 complex. NCBI's taxonomy places the organism in Eukaryota, Metazoa, Chordata, Mammalia, Carnivora, Canidae. Bases 157 to 1422 code for a protein of 421 amino acids.